ACACAUACACACACUAAGAGUGAGUUAGUGAGGAUCUCAGUGCGCAGUGCGGAGCUGAAAACAUGAGCAGCCUUGCAUUGAUUAUCAGUGUUCGUGCAUGAUGCAUUAGACACACACACACACACAGGUGUGAUUUGACGGAGAUCAUGUGUGCGAUGCGCUCUUCGCGGGGGAAAGUGUCUUCAUGAGUGUCCAAAGUAACAGCAACAGCAGUGGAAGUUUGGACGGAGCGCCAUCUUGCUCUCAGUUCUCGACUGGAUCUCCGACCCCGGGCUCAGUUUCUCCGCUCGAUAUCUGCGCUCCGAGGAGGCACAAAGAAGGAAUGGAUGAGCUGCAUUCCCUGGAUCCACGUCGGCAGGAGCUCUUGGAGGCACGUUUCAUCGGGGCGGUUAGUGGAAACACAGGAGGAAGCACGGGGAGCGCGAGUGGGGGACCUAAGGGUUUGAACAAUAACGAAUGUUCUAGUCACAGUUUUGGCAGCCUGGGGUCAUCUAGUGACAAGGAGUCUGAGAACUCUGACAUAAAGAAAGGAGGAUCGCCUGCCUAUUCAACCCCAGAGAAGAAGCACUCCGAGUCAUCCAGGGGAAGAAAGAGGAAGGUUGAUAACCAAUCAGAGAGCAGUCAAGGAAAGUCUUCCGGCCGAGGGCCCAAGAUCAGCGAUUAUUUUGAUUUCCAAGGAGGAAACGGAUCAAGUCCAGUCAGGGGUCUUCCUCCGGUCCUGCGCUCGCCACAGAACUCUCACUCUGCACCUGGGGCUAUCGUCAGACAGAACAGCUCCUCACCCACCAGCCUGUGUUUCAUGGAUCACAUGAUGAAUUCAAAACAGAUUAGCAGCAGAAGUGUCCAGACGGAUUUGACACUGUUGAAACUGGCUGCACUUGAGAGCAAUAAGAAUCUUGACCUUGAGAAGAAAGAGGGCAGAAUAGAUGAUCUACUCAGGGCGAACUGUGACCUCCGCAGACAGAUAGAUGAGCAACAGAAGCUGCUGGAACGUUUCAAGGAGCGUCUGAACAAAUGCACUACGAUGAGUAAAAAACUCCUCAUUGAGAAGAGCACUCAAGAGAAGCAGUCCUGCCGGGAAAAGAGCAUGCAGGACCGGCUGCGUCUGGGGCACUUCACCACAGUCCGGCACGGAGCGUCCUACUCAGAACAGUGGACAGAUGGAUAUGCCUUCCAGAACCUGGUCAAGCAGCAAGAGUGGAUAAACCAGCAGAGGGAAGAGAUUGAGAGACAGAGGAAACUUCUAGCAAAGCGCAAACCUCCCAGCACACCCUCCUCCCAGAGCCCGACCCCCAAUGAGUCCAAACAGAGAAAGACCAAAGCAGUCAAUGGAGCUGACAACGACCCCUUCCUCAAACCCAGCCUGCCUACGCUACUGACAGUGGCAGAGUAUCAUGAGCAAGAAGAAAUUUUCAAACUGAGACUGGGUCAUCUCAAAAAGGAGGAGGCAGAGAUUCAGGCGGAGCUGGAACGGUUGGAGCGCGUGAGGAAUCUGCACAUUCGAGAACUUAAAAGAAUCAACAAUGAGGACAGUUCUCAGUUUAAAGACCAUCCGACCCUUAAUGAAAGAUAUCUCCUGUUACACUUGCUGGGAAGAGGAGGUUUCAGUGAAGUUUAUAAGGCAUUCGACCUGUUUGAGCAACGAUAUGCUGCUGUGAAGAUCCACCAGCUCAACAAGAACUGGAGAGAAGAGAAGAAAGAGAACUACCACAAACAUGCCUGUCGAGAAUACAGAAUCCACAAGCAACUGGACCAUCCCAGAAUAGUCAAACUUUACGACUACUUUUCUCUGGACACUGACACAUUCUGCACUGUUCUCGAGUUCUGCGAGGGGAAUGAUCUUGAUUUCUAUCUGAAGCAACACAAGCUGAUGUCUGAGAAAGAGGCUCGCUCCAUCGUCAUGCAGAUAGUCAACGCCCUCCGAUACCUCAAUGAGAUCAAACCGCCCAUCAUCCACUACGACCUGAAACCGGGAAAUAUCCUGUUGGUGGAUGGAACAGCAUGUGGGGAGAUUAAGAUCACAGACUUUGGCCUGUCAAAAAUCAUGGAUGACGACAGCUACGGAGUGGACGGGAUGGACCUGACAUCACAGGGAGCCGGAACCUACUGGUAUUUGCCGCCAGAGUGUUUUGUUGUUGGUAAAGAGCCUCCAAAGAUCUCUAAUAAAGUAGAUGUGUGGUCUGUGGGCGUCAUCUUCUUCCAGUGCCUGUAUGGACGAAAGCCGUUUGGCCAUAAUCAGUCCCAGCAAGACAUCCUUCAAGAGAACACCAUCCUGAAAGCCACUGAGGUGCAGUUUCCUGCCAAACCCGUGGCUAGCAACGAGGCCAAGGCGUUUAUCCGCCGCUGUCUGGCUUACAGAAAGGAGGACCGGUUUGACGUCCACCAACUGGGCAGCGACUCGUACCUCCUUCCUCACAUGAGACGGUCCAAUUCGUCGGGGAACUUGCAGGCCACGCCCGCCAGCCCCGCCUCUUCAGGAAUAAUCUCCUACUGAUCUCAUUGGCUGAUCGAUCGCGAUUGAUGGUUCUGAUGGUGAUUUCCCUCCCUUCGACACCUCGGGGUGGACCGGAAGGGGGAGGAGCUAUGUAUCAGCUGACAGGCUGUAGGACACACCCACCCACACCGGCCACGGUGACUGCCAUUGAUAUUGGGGCAGGAAUGACUGAUGUCAUUUCCUGUGUGGAUCCAGAUGUCAGUCAGAGCUAGAACCAUUUGAAAAUGGAUUUUUUUUUUUUUUACCCAAGGCAUUUUGUGGAGUAGAUUUGGGAGGGUUGCGCUAACGUGUUAGCUUCUUGUUGAUAUCCUCCCUGAGCUACGCCUCAGUAAAGGGGUGUUUUGUUUUGUGUAAGUGUGAAAUUUAGAGGCAAUUAAUUGUAGUGUGAUUGGAAAUAGACGAACGAGUGUUUUAAUGUGGCACAAAGGUGUCUAAGAAUUUGUGUGCGUGCACCAGAGAAUGGAUGUUUUACGCCACGCGUUAUAUGUUGGCUGUUCAUGUUGGCCACAGAUUGCAAGGUGUUUGUGUGUUACAAAGUACUGUCUGUUUCACUUCAAAGCAACAUGUAUGAACAUUGUCAGCUUAUGUUUAAAUGGGCGCAAUAUUUAAAAAAAAUUGAUGGAUGAAUCAAUACAAAUAAUGUCCAGGUCAUUUUUCACCCCCAAAACAAGCAUGAAAAUUGUAUUUUAAUUUGCAUUAAAGAAACGAAGGCUGUUUUAGGAGCGUUUGGCACAAAUUUACAUUUAUUGUGACACUAUUUUGAUUGAAUUUUACUGUUAUAAAGAAUUUAUAUAUAUACUCUUUUAUAACUGUAAAACAAAUCAAAAUUGUCACAUCUCAUACUACAAUGAUGUAUGCAUACAAUGUCUUUUCCAUACAUGUAAUUGCCAUAUAUUGUCAAAAUUGAUUCUUUUAGGUCGACUAUUUAUUUAUUUGGAUUUUGGGGUGUAAAAUGAGCUGCACAUGUUCUAGAUCAGUGUGAUGAGAGCAGUUUCACCGACCGGGGCGUCCUGCAUGUGGGAGGAGACGCCGUAAAUAGAGUCGUCUCAGUAGACCUCUCAAACCACGCCUGCGUAUUUACUGAAUCCAACCCUCGGCAGGUUUUCAUAUUUUCUCCGUUUGUUUGUAAAUUUAGUCGUCUGAUGCAGCAUCACCUCGCUGCUACCCGAUGUUGCUUUUAGUUCUAUGAUUUAUUCAGAAUCCGACCAAAUAUAAAUUUGAUUUACCAGGAAACGGCAUGAAAAAAACUCCAUGUGGUUGUGAUUGAGGUGUGUUGUGAGUCUGAGUGUCUGUGUGUGUGUGUGUGUGUGUGUGUGUGUGUGUGUUUGAGCAGACGGAAGAUGGGCCGGACCCCACCCAUGAUCGUUUAACCCCUUUAUGCCCAGACCCAGUGCUGUCAUGUUGCUUAGCAACCCUCGCUGAUCCCGGAGCCUGAGUCAGGUCAGCAUCUCCGAUCGACGUGGACCGGACCGCGAUCAAACUCGUCAAAGCUUCCAGAGUCUGUUUUCAGGGGAAGAAUCUCAGCUUUUGUUGUUUCCUCUCUCUCUAAAUACUCUUUCAAACCCCAGAAGCAGUUUUCAGCUCAACAUAUUGGUGAUCUGUCUCUAAAGUGCUGCUGCGAUUGUAGAGAAUGUAGCCAAAAGAGAAAUAAACAUUUUGAAAAUA
This is a messenger RNA of Pimephales promelas (fathead minnow), 4159 nucleotides long. RefSeq names its product tousled-like kinase 1b (gene tlk1b). Gene Ontology annotation, molecular function: ATP binding; protein serine/threonine kinase activity. NCBI's taxonomy places the organism in Eukaryota, Metazoa, Chordata, Actinopteri, Cypriniformes, Leuciscidae. The record is from RefSeq and is a predicted model, not a curated record. Gene Ontology annotation, biological process: chromosome segregation; peptidyl-serine phosphorylation; intracellular signal transduction. Gene Ontology annotation, cellular component: nucleus.